This is a messenger RNA of Tripterygium wilfordii, 1795 nucleotides long. RefSeq names its product serine/threonine-protein kinase AFC2-like. NCBI's taxonomy places the organism in Eukaryota, Viridiplantae, Streptophyta, Magnoliopsida, Celastrales, Celastraceae. The transcript is spliced from 12 exons. Gene Ontology annotation, cellular component: nucleus. Bases 103 to 1398 code for a protein of 431 amino acids. Gene Ontology annotation, biological process: protein phosphorylation. Gene Ontology annotation, molecular function: protein kinase activity; ATP binding. The record is from RefSeq and is a predicted model, not a curated record.
CUCAAUGCUCCCUCUCCCUCUCACUCUCCCUCUCCCUCUCCCUCUCCGUCUCUCUUGAUAUAAUUGAAUUGAUUGAUAGAGUCGGAUCAGGGUUUGAAUCGAAUGGAGAUGGACUAUUUCACGGAAUUUUCUCACAAUUACGUGGAUCGUCGUCCCCGAAAGAGGCCUAGGGUUGGUUGGGAAAUCCCUCAAGCCCAUCAGAAGGCUCAGUCAGGAAUUUUUAGUGGGCAAGAUGUUGGAAAUGGGACAAGCUUUCAACCAUCGAGGGUACUCACAGACAAUGCCAGUCUAUAUGUAAAGGGAUUAGCUCAAAAAGGAUCACCCCCUUGGCGAGAUGAUGACAAAGAUGGCCAUUACGUAUUUGCUCUCGGAGAAAAUUUAACUUCUCGCUAUAAGAUCCACAGAAAAAUUGGUGAAGGCACCUUUGGUCAGGUCUUGGAAUGUUGGGAUCGGGAGACAAGAGAGCUGGUUGCCAUAAAAGUAGUGCGGAGUAUUAGGAAAUACCGCAAAGCAGCAAUGGUUGAAAUUGAUGUGCUCCAACUUCUCCGAAAGUAUGAUGGGAAUGGAAGUCGUUGUGUACAAAUACGGAACUGGUUUGACUAUCGUAACCAUAUUUGUAUCGUGUUUGAGAUGCUUGGUCCAAGCUUAUACGAUUUUCUUCGGAAAAAUAAUUACCGCCCAUUUCCGGUUGAUCUUGUCCGCGAGCUUGGCAGACAACUUUUGGAAUGUGUGGCAUUCAUGCAUGAUUUGCGACUCAUCCAUACUGACCUGAAGCCUGAAAACAUACUUUUUGUUUCUCCAGAAUAUGUAAAGAUACCUGACUACAAGGUUACACUGAGGUCACUAACUGAGGGAGUAUGCUACAAGAGGUUGCCAAAAUCAAGUGCUAUUAAGGUCAUUGAUUUUGGCAGCACAGCUUACGAGGAACAAGAUCACAAUUAUAUUGUCUCAACUAGGCACUACCGUGCACCUGAAGUUAUCCUUGGUCUUGGAUGGAGUUAUCCAUGUGAUAUGUGGAGUGCCGGUUGUAUCUUGGUAGAGUUAUGCUCGGGAGAAGCUUUAUUUCAGACACAUGAGAACUUAGAGCACCUGGCCAUGAUGGAGAGGGUUUUGGGGCCAUUACCACCACACAUGUUGAAAAGAGCAGACCGGCAUGCUGAGAAAUAUGUUAGAAGGGGUAGGUUGGACUGGCCAGAAGGCGCAACCUCAAGGGAAAGCAUAAGAGCUGUUCUGAAGCUACCCCGCCUUCAGAAUCUAGUGAUGCAGCAUGUUGAUCACUCCGCUGGGGAGCUUAUUGACCUUCUGCAAGGUCUCCUUAGGUUUGAUCCCUCCAGCAGAUUAACCGCUCAUGAGGCCCUUAGACACCCCUUCUUCAGGGAUGACUACAGGAGAUACUAAGGAGAGUCUGGUUUGUUGAUCACCACAAACAGUGUUUGCACAUGUCCCCUCUUCUAGAUUGCACGUAUUCUUGUCUCAGUGAAGGGGCCUAACCAGGAAUCUUGGUUUUCUAUAAAGCUUUUGCUUUGGUUGAGCUUUUGUAAAUAAUCAAUUGUUUGGAGAAGCUCCAUGUCAAAUAAAUUUAUCCUGGCAAUAUAUGUUGUAGCAUUUUUCUUCUUGUAUCAAAGUAAGUCCACACAUUUUAAAGGGAGAGCUGUUUUUUGCGUUAUUCCUCAUCUCAUGGAGAAAGACUGUAUGCUUGCUUAAAAGACCUUGAUCAGGAACUUGUGGAAUGUCUGGUUUGUAGUACAACCAUAAACUUGUUGAAGUAUGUACUAAUUGUUUAAUUUUGUCUCUA